GCAUUUCCAUCGGACGUCAACUCAAUUCUUAGCAGAGUUACGUCAGUGCAUCGAUUACCAAGAGCAACGCUUGAGCUGUUCAGAUCUUGAGUCAGAUCUUGGUUCUUAGCUGAUCCUCUACACAGAUAAUUAAAGAUCAUGGGUGUCCCCGCUGGUGAUGUAGAAAAGGGCAAGAAGAUCUUCGUCCAGAGAUGUGCACAGUGUCACACCGUGGAAGCUGGUGGUAAACACAAAGUAGGACCCAAUUUAAGUGGUCUCAUUGGAAGAAAAACGGGACAAGCCGCCGGAUUCACUUAUUCGGACGGUAACAAAGCCAAAGGAAUUAUCUGGAACAAGGAUACUCUGUUCGAAUACUUGGAAAACCCAAAGAAGUACAUUCCUGGUACAAAAAUGGUGUUCGCUGGAUUGAAGAAACCUCAGGAGCGUGGGGAUCUAAUUGCAUAUCUGGAGUCAGCUUGCAAGUAAAUAAUUAAAAAAGGAGGCUUAAAUGUUGGCAUCAAGUGUGACUGAACUCCUGGCAGUUUCAUCCGUUCAUAUUAAAUAGUUGAAUUAAAAAUUUCAAUGUCAACGUCACAGUCUGACAAUCUUGCUGAUGUAAAUGUAAAGAUCAAUGCAAGACGAUCCUCACGGAAAAACAAUGCUAAUGUAACUCAAUGAGACGCUGGUGCGUUUGAAACUAGUAAAUGAAUUGCUAAAAAUAAGUAGGUAAAAUAAUAAAUCGAUGAAACACCAACAUUGAUAUUAAUUCACUUUAACUCAUGUGUUAUUGAAUUAUGUCGACGUUGUGGACACUGUAUUAUUCUGAAUCCGAGUGGUUCAAUAUUUAUUGUCAUUGUAUUUUUGUUUUUCCGUAAAAAUUGUGUCAAUCUGUACAAAUAAACCAUCGAUGGGUUGAAGACUCAGUAUCAAAAUACAAA
Molecule: messenger RNA, 917 nt
Organism: Fopius arisanus
Lineage: Eukaryota; Metazoa; Arthropoda; Insecta; Hymenoptera; Braconidae
Product: cytochrome c-2
Exons: 4
Coding region: 139-465 (108 amino acids)
Biological process (GO): mitochondrial electron transport, ubiquinol to cytochrome c; mitochondrial electron transport, cytochrome c to oxygen
Cellular component (GO): mitochondrial intermembrane space
Molecular function (GO): heme binding; electron transfer activity
Source: RefSeq, a predicted model, not a curated record